GGUUGGAGAGUAGUUUCCUCCUCGCCAUGGAGGAAGUCUAUAUAAAUGCAGGUAUACUGGUGUCCGGGGGAGAAAUGAUACACGCGUGGACACUGGAGGCAGUUGCAAUAUGGCUGUCCCCUGUGAGACCCACGGGCGCCCACUGCGGAAUCUGCCGGACAAGAGACAUAUGCGACUUCUUCUCCCCGACUUGGAGGAUGUGGCGGCCACCAACCCAAGCGAGGUUCAAGAGUGCGGCAGUUACGUGGACUGGCUUUUCAACCUAGCCAACGUGACGGGCCUCGUCGAUCCGCAAGUGUCCACUCCCAUGGCCGACAGUGGCAGCGUCUCGGUGUUACCGUCCAUCUGUGCACCGCCCUCGCCGGACAUGUCCCUGCGGGCGUCCCAUGCCUCUGACAGCGCAGCUGCUUUGCCCACUCCGGUGUCGGUGUCGAACAUUCCUGCUGGGCCUGUGGAGAGCUGCGCGCUCUUCGAAUCCGGAACCUUGUCGUCGCCGCUGGACGCUCCGCGGCCGUGCCCGUCCUUUUGUACCGCGGCGUGCGAGGAGUUGCAUUGUGCCGCAAGGUCCCGACUGCCUUCACCCGAUGCUCUGGUACUACGUCUGCAAACAGAGGCAGGGCGGCGACGAUGAAUCGCCGUUGCCGUCGGAUGACGUGCUAAGAUGGCUGCGAGAGCGGGCACACCGCCAAGAUCUCGGACGCAUCAUCGCCGGCGAAGAAGUCGUCUCAUGAAUGCACGCAGGUCACAUUCCUGCCUUCUGCUUGACGUGGGGACACCAAGGGAAAAAUCGUGCCGCAACAUUGAAUACGGGAUACCUGGUGCAUUAGAGGCUCCACGACUGAGCGCACAAGUCU
Molecule: messenger RNA, 854 nt
Organism: Dermacentor silvarum
Lineage: Eukaryota; Metazoa; Arthropoda; Arachnida; Ixodida; Ixodidae
Exons: 3
Coding region: 110-631 (173 amino acids)
Source: RefSeq, a predicted model, not a curated record